UUUUAUUCAUUAUCCUUUUUACACUUUAAAUGGCAACAGCUCUGAAGAUAUCAUUUGUUAAUACAGUGAAAAAGCAAAUAAACCGACAUUUUUGCAUAUUAUGUUUUGUAAUCUAGAGUUAGCGUUAAGCAUAUUGUGUGAACACGGCCAAUACUGUGUGAAGUCUAUCACAAGCAGAAUGCUUAACCCUUUCCUGGCAAACCAAAGUCGUUCCCAAAUUCUUUUCAGGAAAACGGGCGGCAGGCAAGAGCUUUUGGUCUCAACCUUCUUGACAGAGAAAAAGGCGGUUAACAUUUCUCCGAAGUAGGCGAACCACAACUCACACACCAUCAGCAAAGUGAGUAGCGUGAGUGCUUAAUAAAAUCUAUUUAGAUAUUCAAUCUGUUUUUCUCCCCAAAUCACGACCUUCUCAGCCCGCCGUUGGUUUGGUUUUCCUCCACACACAAACAGCCCACAUGCACAGGCUACUGCUCGCAAGAGGCCUCGGGCUUGUGCGGAGGCGUCUAGGUUUUCUCGCUUCCAACCCGCCCGUUCACCUGAGAAGCUCGGAAGCGUUCCUCUGAAUAAAUCUACCGACCGGAGCUUGCGGUCGUCACGUGUCUUCCCGGCAAAUGGGCGUGCAAGCCAGCUGUCUACUCCCACGUUAGAUUUUGCUAGUGACGGCAGCGGAGGCACACGUGCGAGAUCGCUGCGCUUCCCGGUCGCCGUCCAGGAAGAAGCAUGGCUCGAGACUCGAGAAUCGGAGCCGCCGGGGACCUGCUGGCUGCAGCCCACGCGCAGUUCGAAGGACGGCAGCACGCGAGAGCGGAAGAGCUCUACAGCCAGUACAUCAAUCACUGCGCAUGCUCCGGCAUGAGCAAACAUCUUUGCUGUGAUCUGGCAACAGCACUUAACAACAGAGGACAAAUUAAGUAUUUGAGAGUUGAAUUCUAUGAAGCUAUGGAUGAUUAUACAUCAGCUAUAGAAGCUCAGCCGGAUUUUGAAAUUCCUUAUUAUAACAGAGGAUUAAUACUAUAUAGGCUAGGAUUCUUUGAUGAGGCCUUGAAGGAUUUCAGGAAGGUGUUAGAGUUAAAUCCUAAAUUUGAAGAUGCUUCUUUGAGUUUAAGGCAGACUCUCCUCGACAAAGAAGACAGGUUAAGAAGAGGUUAUUAAAGUCCUGUGAUAGAAGAAACAGGUUUUGAGAUUGGAAUGUUUGGCAAAUAAAGAUGUAAAUUUCCUGGGGUGGGGUGUUCUUUGUCAGUUUUGAAUAGAUUGCUUUCUAUGUGAUGUCAUCCCUAAUAUAUCAAACAACAGGCAUGACUACUUACAGCACUUGUAUUAAAACUGUCCCCAAAUGGUUGAUUUUCAUUAUAUUAAGAUUUUAUUCUGUAAACUAGUUUGGCCUCUAAGUAUACCUGGUAAGGUAUAUAAAACAAAUUUGCUUGAUAACUAGUUACUUCCUAAAUAGAAUAAUAUUACACUGCGUUAAUAAGCAAUAUCAGAGACAUGAAUUAGUGCAGAACUUCUACAUGUUAACAUUGGUGAUUCUCCAUAAUGUCUAGUAGUUUCAAAUUGGUUUCAAAAUAAUCUUAUUUUUAUAAGCAAUUACAUUUGUUAUGCAAUAUGUGAAAUUUUGGUUACUUCUACUUUCAUAGAAUUAUAGACUGGUAUUCUCAUAACUGAAAUGAUGGAUUAUGUAACAGGCUAACUGGGUUACCCUAGACAAAUAAGUAUUUUAACACCCAGCAAGUUUUUACACACCCAAAUCUAAUUAUUAGAUUUUACCAUAUGUGUGCAAUGAAAUAUAUCUAUUUAUGUAAUCUCAAUAGUUCAAUGAAAAAUUAUACUUUUUUUGAAAGCUAAAUGUACUCUUGAAAACCUUUUAGUAGCAGAUUUUAAAACUCAAAUAUGCCAACUCAAAAAUUUGAAUCUUCUGUUUUUAAUUCAUGGAACUUUUAUUAUUAGGAAGUUAGCAUGAAACAUAUUUUAAUAAUCCCAAGUAAAGCUGGCCAUGAUAAGUAGAAUGGUGUGGUUACAUCUGUAAGAAAAAAAGAAAAUACAGUUAGUUCAUUAUAAAUGCUAAUGCUUGUAAGGUAAAUAAAUGAAUGUACCACA
Molecule: messenger RNA, 2094 nt
Organism: Python bivittatus (Burmese python)
Lineage: Eukaryota; Metazoa; Chordata; Lepidosauria; Squamata; Pythonidae
Gene: TTC32
Product: tetratricopeptide repeat domain 32
Molecular function (GO): protein binding
Source: RefSeq, a predicted model, not a curated record